This is a messenger RNA of Salvia miltiorrhiza (redroot sage), 1778 nucleotides long. RefSeq names its product KRR1 small subunit processome component homolog. Gene Ontology annotation, cellular component: small-subunit processome; nucleolus. Bases 461 to 1615 code for a protein of 384 amino acids. Gene Ontology annotation, molecular function: RNA binding. Lineage: Eukaryota; Viridiplantae; Streptophyta; Magnoliopsida; Lamiales; Lamiaceae. The transcript has 14 exons. The record is from RefSeq and is a predicted model, not a curated record.
ACAAUUCACAAGCCCAAAUAUAUGUGUAGCACAAUUAGCAAUUAUUCAAACCCUAAGGUCGAACAUCCACCGGACCACCCCAAUCUCUUUCUCUCGUUCGAGUUUCCGGCGAAGGUCCGGCGAGCCUAACAGCAGCAGUAGUGCAGCACGGAGCCGCCGCCUUUAGCUCUCCUUUUCCCAACCCGGCGCGACAGCAGCAACAUCCACCACCACGGUCCACCGACUGCCCUUUUCUCAACUCGGCGCGACUGCUCUCCUUCCCAGGCGGCCGGCGCGACUGUCUCCUUUUCCCAGCUCGGCGCAACUGCUCUCCUUCCCCGGCGCGACUGGAAAGGCGCCCAAGUUCAGUAAGCGCGUGAUGUGAGGAGUUGUUGGAAUAGUUCGUCUUGAUUGAAUUAAGGACUCGCUUUUUGAGUUGCACAAACCCCUCUCUCUUCUAUUUGCUCUUGGAGGAAAAGAAAUGGCUGAUAUUGCAGAAGAGAACAACAAAAAAGAUGGCAGUGAAGCCGAGGAGAAGCAGCGGACGAGGCAUAAGGGGAAGCACGACAAAGAUAAACCGUGGGAUGACCCCAGCAUCGAUCACUGGAAAGUCGAUAAAUUUGAUCCAUCGUGGAACGAGAGCGGCAUGUUAGAAGUUAGCUCAUUUUCUACUCUCUUUCCUCAAUACAGAGAGAAAUAUUUGCAAGAGUGCUGGCCAAUAGUGAAAGGUGCAUUGAAAGAGCAUGGUAUUGCUUGUGAAUUAAAUUUGGUUGAAGGAUGCAUGACAGUUUCAACAACCAGGAAGACGAGGGACCCCUAUAUAAUUGUCAAAGCUAGAGACCUCAUUAAGCUUUUAUCACGAAGUGUUCCUGCUCCUCAGGCAAUAAAAAUUCUUAACGACGAGAUGCAGUGUGACAUAAUCAAGAUUGGAAACUUGGUCCGCAAAAAGGAACAAUUUGUUAAAAGAAGACAACACUUAGUGGGACCCAAUUCUUCUACCCUUAAGGCACUCGAAAUUUUAACAGGCUGCUAUAUUCUUGUCCAGGGGUCCACAGUUGCAGCAAUGGGUUCAUAUAAAGGUCUAAAACAAGUUAGGAAGGUUGUUGAAGAAUGCAUUCUGAAUAAAAUGCAUCCAGUAUACAACAUCAAGAUCCUAAUGAUGAGGAGAGAGCUUGCUAAAGAUCCUGCUCUUGCAAAUGAGAAUUGGGAUAGAUUUCUUCCGAAGUUUAAGAAGAAAAAUGUCAAACAAAAGAAAGUUAAAGCUAAAGACAAGAAGCCUUACACACCUUUCCCUCCACCACAGCAACCUAGUAAGGUUGAUUUGCUACUGGAAAGUGGAGAAUAUUUCUUAAGUGAUCAGAAGAAGCAAGCAAAGAAGUGGCAGGAGAAGCAAGAGAAACAAGCAGCUAAAGUGGCUGAAACCAAAAGGAAACGAGAAGAGGCAUUUGUUCCUCCUGAGGAACCUAGAAAAGAAGCUCCAAAGCAUGCUGAUGACAAUAAUGAUGUUGCUGCUCUUGCAUCGUCUUUGAAGAAAAAAGCAAAGGAUUUUAGCAAACAAAAAUCUGCUGAGAAGAUUGAUGCAGCGUCAUAUAUUGCAGCUUCUAAAGGGCCAUCUGCUAAAAAGAAAUCGAAGUGAACCUGAACAUUUAGGAUUUGCUUCUAUGUUAUGUGAUGUUAAAUCUGUUGUAGCAGCUAAUACUUAGAGAGAAACAUUUUACGAAAAUGCUUACAUCUCAGAACCUGCUUAUUUGAGAACGGUUUGUAUACUUGAAAUGUGGAAAAAUGUUAUUUGGGUAGCA